AUGUUGUGUCAUUUAUUUCGUAUACUGCCCCUAAGUUACCGGUCAGUAGGAACUUGUUCUUUCAUCACUAUACCAAAAUAUGAAAUGCAUACGGAUGUUACUAGAUAUGCUGUAAAGAAAACAACCUCGGCUGCUGGAGGUGUGUUGGGUUUGGGUCGAGGUAAGAAGAAAGUGGGCAAAGUUAGUGCUAUGGAGAAAAAGCAGCUUCCGGUUGAGUCAGAUCCUGAAAAACUUGUAAAUUAUGUUUGUGGCUCAAAUAUUUAUCUCACUGGUGAAGAUGUCAAGAUAAAAGAGGACAGAGAGUACCCCAAUUGGCUGUGGACUUUAAACAGAGGAGCUGCACCUCGUAUAGAAGAACUGGACCCUAACACAAAAGAAUACUGGAAGAGAGUUAGGGCUGCUGGAAUGAGGAGAAACAAUAAGCUGCGAUCAAUGAGAAAGUUUUAG
Molecule: messenger RNA, 447 nt
Organism: Pieris macdunnoughi
Lineage: Eukaryota; Metazoa; Arthropoda; Insecta; Lepidoptera; Pieridae
Source: the annotation of a GenBank genome assembly